Messenger RNA from Carcharodon carcharias (great white shark), 1413 nucleotides. Its product is annotated as zinc finger protein 271-like. Gene Ontology annotation, molecular function: DNA-binding transcription factor activity, RNA polymerase II-specific; RNA polymerase II cis-regulatory region sequence-specific DNA binding. Lineage: Eukaryota; Metazoa; Chordata; Chondrichthyes; Lamniformes; Lamnidae. The transcript has 2 exons. Gene Ontology annotation, biological process: regulation of DNA-templated transcription. The record is from RefSeq and is a predicted model, not a curated record. The coding region runs from base 1 to 1272 and encodes 423 amino acids.
AUGGAAAAGAAACCGUUCCAGUGUGAGGUGUGUGAUCAAAGCUUCGCUCAGUCAUCAAAGCUCAUAAAACAUCGACACAUUCACACGGGGGAGAAACCCUUCAAGUGUGAGGUUUGUGACAAAUCCUUCACAAACUCAUCGAACCUCCUGGUCCAUCAGAGGAUCCAAGCAGGGGAGAAAGCCUUCAAGUGUGAGGUUUGCGUUAAAGCUUUUGUGACAUCGACAAGCCUCCUGAGACACCAAAGUAUUCACACAGGGGAGAAGCCGUUCAGGUGUGAGGUUUGUGAGAAGGCUUUCACCCACUCCUCUGAUCUCCUGAGGCACCAGAGGAUCCACACAGGCGAGAAACGCUUCAAGUGUGAGGUGUGUGACCGAGCCUUCACAUGGUCAUCAAAUCUUGUGCAACACCGACGCAUUCACACUGGGGAGAGACCGUUCAAGUGUGAAGUGUGUAAAAAGAACUUUGCACAAUCAUCAGCCCUGGUGGAUCACCGGCGCAUUCACACCAGUGAGAAACCAUUCAUUUGUGAGGUGUGCGACAAAUCAUUCUUGCGCUCAUCUCACUUUCGCAUUCACCAAUGCAUUCACACUGGGGAGAAACCAUUCAGUUGUGAGGUGUGUAACAAAGCCUUCACAAACUCAUCAACGCUCCUGACGCACCAAAGGAUCCACACAGGGGAGAAACCCUUCAGGUGUGAGAUUUGUGAGAAAGCUUUCAGCCACUCCUCUGCCCUCCUGACGCACCAGAGGAUCCACACGGGGGAGAAACCCUUCAGAUGUGAGCUGUGUGACCAAGCCUUCGCACAUUCAUCGACGCUUGUGAAUCACCGACGCAUCCACACAGGGGAGAAGCCGUUCAUUUGUGAAGUAUGUAAUGAAGGCUUUGCACGAUCAUCAGGCGUGGUGAAUCACCGGCGUGUUCACACAGGGGAGAAACCAUACAUGUGCAAGAUGUGUGACAAAUCAUUCUCACAGUCAUCAACCCUCCAUGAACACCAACGUAUUCACACAGGGGAGAAGCCAUAUGCAUGUGAUGUGUGCGAUAAAUCAUUCUCGCACUCAUCUCACUUUCGCGUACACCAACGCGUUCACACUGGGGAGAAACCAUUCAAGUGCGAGGUGUGCAGCAAAUUAUUCUCUCUGUCAUUGACCCUCCACUUACACCAAUGCAUUCACACAGGGAAAACAACAUUCAGAUGUAAGGUGUGUGACAAAGACUAUACAAGCUCAUCGAAGCUCCUGCUGCAUCAGAGGAUCCACACAGGGGAGUAAUCCUUCAAGUGUGAGAUUGGGGUAAAGUUUUGGGAUACCAGUAGAUUCACACUGGUGAGAAACCAUUCAGGUGUGAGGUGUGUGGCAAGGUUUCACAUUGUCAGUGUAUCUCCUGGUCCAUCAACGCACACACACAACGAG